Prunus avium (sweet cherry) is the source of this 840-nucleotide messenger RNA. NCBI's taxonomy places the organism in Eukaryota, Viridiplantae, Streptophyta, Magnoliopsida, Rosales, Rosaceae. The record is from RefSeq and is a predicted model, not a curated record.
AUGGCUUGGUCUACUUCCAGUUUCGUACCUCCGAAUAUCUGCUUGUCAAUUGUGGAAGGUGUGGGUGGUGGUGGUGCAUGUGGAUUCAACAGCUUAUGUAGGCUUGGAGAUGAAGGACCAAUUUGCGAGUGCCCUAAUGGUUACAACUCUAUUGAUCCAAAUGAUGCGCUCAGAGGAUGCAAACAAAACUUUGUUCCGCAAAGUUGUGACCAAGCCUCACCAGAGACGGAUCUUUUUGAUUUUCAAGAGAUGCAAAACACGAAUUUUCCUGGUGGGGAUUAUGAGCAUUUUCAGGGGGUAACUGAGGAUUGGUGCAGACAGAAUUGCCUGGAUGAUUGUUUUUGUGCUGUUGCAAUUUUCAACUCUGCCGGAGACUGUUUCAAGAAGAGACUCCCUUUUUCGAACGGGAUGAUUGACUCUAGUGUUAUUGCGAAAACUCUGAUCAAAUUUGGAAAAGACAAUUCUACUUUUAGGUCAGGUGGAGGUGCAAUCACAAAAAAGAAAGAUAAUUCAACUCUGAUACUUGUUGGAUCAGUGCUCCUGAGUAGCUCGGGGGUCCUGAACAUCCUCUUACCAUUAAUAACCUAUUUGGUUGUUUCUCGCGUCUAUUCUAGAAAAGCAAAGGUCAUUCAACCUCAUCCAGUCAUGUCAGGCAUGAAUUUGAAGGAUUUCACUUAUGAGGAGCUAAAAAAAGCUACGAACGAAUUCAAGGAAGAACUAGGACGUGGUGCCUCUGCAACAGUUUUUAAAGGAGUUUUAGCGUCUGAUACUGGAAGGUGUGUUGCUAUCAAACGUUUAGAUGCUAAGGUCAGAGAAAAUGAUUUGGAAUUCAAAGCUGAA